This is a messenger RNA of Cinara cedri, 7330 nucleotides long. The record is from the annotation of a GenBank genome assembly. NCBI's taxonomy places the organism in Eukaryota, Metazoa, Arthropoda, Insecta, Hemiptera, Aphididae.
UCGAUUUAUAACAAUACGGCAUGUUAUGAUAAAGCCGUUGAAAACAAUUUAACCGCACAUUUUGGUUUUACUAUUUUCGUACGUGCGUGUUUAUCAUUAGGGUUUUUCUUUCGUUCCUUUUUUUUUUUCUACGGGAGUCGAUUCUCGGAGGAAAAACGCGUUCUCGGUACGUCUCUACCAAACGGAAACUUUGGUCACCCCUAUUGUGCGUCCAAUGACCGUUGCCCGUGCCGCGGUCGUGUUAUGACUAUUUCGAGUUCCCUCGGUUGUCCGGCGCUCGUGUUUCGGACCCGUCGUUUUUCUGUCGUUCUCCGUUUCGGAUUUUGUCGAACGUCCACACAGAACUGCGAACUGGAUAGUGAAUAAAACGCGAAAACGUCGUUAUUGGCGCGAGUGUCCACCUCUGUACACGGUUUGAUUUUCGAUAUUAAUAUUACGUUAUUGUUUCUCUCGAGUUCUGCUCGAUGGCAUUUACGCGGUUCUCGGUGUCGUACAGCCAUUGAAAUUGGCGCAUAUUGCGUGCUUCGCCUUCGGUAAAAACAAUACACUUUUUUCUUUUUUUUCUCGCUCGUGCGGUGGUUGUUUGAAAAUUUUAAAACGCGUGCCUGCUCCCCCCCCUCCGCCCCCCCCCACCUACUUCGCGAACGUAUUAUUAAUUUUCGAUCGAUUUUGCAUAUUUAAUCGGUCCAGUUGGACUGUCUACAUAUUUCGGAUACGACUGGCCGGGAGUGGUAUUUUCCGCACUUUUACUCGUACCAUUUCAAUCCACAAAACCGCAAAUUUAUUCAAAUUUCAGAUUUUUCAAAACACAUUUCCGCAUUUCUAAAGUGAAUGGUGUAAGAUCUGCCGAACACAAUUAUCAUUAUUUCGUAUAUUAAGUGCAAAUUGAAUUCACUCAAAUUUUAACGCACUUCUAAUUUUCCGAAAGUUCACGUGUUGAUCUCUAGCAUAGUGACAUUUAGCCCGAGAGAAAAAAAUAUCACCAAGAUAAUAUCAUCUUGACUGUUGGUCAAAUUUCGAGCUAACAAAUUGCUUAAUACUUUUAAUGGUACCUUGUAGCUUUUGAGUAUUGCAAAAUACAAUCAAAUAUCUUCCUGGGAUACUUAAUAAUAAUAAUCAGUGAUCGUUAAUUGAUCAAAUUUAAGAUUAUACUUUUUUCUGAUCAAUUUAGUAGUUGAAAAUUGGCGAACCAAAAAAGCGUAUAAUCCAACCGCGGAUUGUUUAUCAAUGAAAACACCUGAACAAAAGUUAGGUAUACGAAACAUUUUUUGAUAUUAUUCCAGACUUAAAAGCCAGGGAUCAACAAUUUAUAAAAUUAUACCUACCUGUAUUUUAUUAUUAUACACAGUAAUAUAUAAACACAAUUUUGAAUAUUAUUUUCUGAUUUCAAAUUGGCGAUAUGUGAUGCAAACCCACGAGUACCUACCCAUUACAAUUAGAUUUUAUUUAUGAUCAGUUUCUACUAAGUCAAGUAAUCAUCAGAAAAUAAUAUUGAUAAGUAAAAUCAAAUAGAUCUUACGUAUCUAGGUACUUGUAGUUUUGUAUUAUUUUAAUAUUUUUUAUUAUGUGUACGUAUAUUUUUAAAAAAAUAAACAGAUACGCAAGACAAAUUAUAUCAUUGAAAUAAUUAUUGUCAUUUGUAUAAAUAUAUUUUAUUUAUAUUUAUUUAGGUAUAAGCAUACCUAUACCAUGUUUAUUUUAUUUUAAAAAUAAUUAAUGUACUUUGUUAUUUUAAUAAUACUAAAUCUAUUUCAGAUUUUGUGUGUUAUAAAAUAUAACAUGGCCAUGUCUUCAAAUUUAUCUAUACUAGGUUAUCAAAAUGAUGACAAUUUUGACGAAGUAUUUAAAAAUUUAUUAUUUCCUAUUGAAUUGAUUACAAAAAAAAACAAUUAUGAAAAUCAUCAAUAUGACCUUAUUAAGGUAAUUUUAUUAGUAAAUAUUAAAAAUCAAAAAUAAAAUUCUUAUCCACCUAUUUAUUUCAGGAAUUGGAUUCAUAUUUGAGUCAUUUGAAAUCAUCUUCAGAUGAUGAUUCAUUAGUCUUUGUGGAAGCUGCAUUAAUGAUUCAAAAUGUAAUGGUUAUUUAUCAAAAAAAAGUUGAUCAAAUAGUGAAUGAUAUGACAAAACUUAUUUGGAAAUUUCAAUCAUAGUAAGUUAAUUAUAUUAGGAUUAUUAUUAUUUGAUAACAAUAUUUUAUUAAAACUCAAUAAGUUCCAUUUUUAACUAGUUGAGUAGCUAAUUGUUCAAUAAUAUUAUCAUUUACUGUUUGGUAUAUGUUAUUUUAAGAAAUUAAAUAGAUAUUUUAAAAUUAUUAUGUGUUUUAAAUAAAUAAUCACAUUUACAAUAAUAUUCAUAAAGUUGGUACCAAAUAUAGGAUAUAGGUAAUAAAAAUAAAGUAAUAAUACAUUUUUUGGACUUAUUUUUAUAUUCAUCCUGGGAAGGGGCAUAUAAUACUACAUGUUUAAUGAACUCAGUGCUCCGAGCUCCUACUGGUGAGAAGCCCGAGUAGGUAAGUUCAGUAAACAUAUGGUAUUGUCUUUGUGGGUUGGAGAAAUUUACCUUAUAGUUUCCAGUGGGCGGAGAAAACAUAUGAGAGGAGGUAUCAUAGCAGAUGAUAGCUUUGAUAAGAGAAAAUCUAGAAGAAGUUAACAAUAGGCUGCUAUAACAAUAGUAAGCGAAAUGAGAGAAAAUAGAGCAAAACAGUUUGGGCGUGUCAUAAGAGAGGAAUAAGAAGCAGAAGAAAAUUUAAAUGAAAAUAAAUGUAAAAAGAAAGUGGUAUAAGACCGAGAAAGAAUCUGUGUAUGUGAAGUGGAAGAUCGGGUCAAGGGAAAGCUCAGAAUGAGAGUUGCCGAUCCCAAAUGGUUGGGAUGAAGGCUAAAGAGAAGAAGAUUUUUCACUCCCUUAUUAUUAUAUUCAGAUUCGAGCUUUGUACAGAUAUUAAAAAUAAUAUUAUGAUGAGAUUUUUAAUGUAAAUAUUGUUGAUUCUAGUCGAACAAUUACAAAUGGCACUGAAAAUGCAAUAGAAAAUGAAGCGGAAGGUAAUAAAAAGAAAAAAAUUGAGAAAGAAGUAAAAUGUUUUUCUUCUUUUGAACCAAUUGAAAUUAAACUUUACAACUCAUGUAAGUUUAAGUAGAUAUUACAUCCAUUAACUAAUUAUUAAUGACUGUUAGCAAGUUGUUUUUUUUUAUUUUUGUUAGAUUUAAAAUUAAUUAAUUUUAUCAGGUUUACUAGCAGAAUUACCUGUAUUACUAUUGAACAGGAAGAUAAAUUAAUCAAAUUUGUAGUUUCUUGGUAUAAAUAAUAAUUUGUACCUCUUCAGAUAUUUUACCCUCUAUAGUCUAUGGUAGUAUAGAUACAUUGUAGUGUGAUGGGGUGAAAAAUAUUAGAAAGGUUAAAAUCAUAUAUAGCUACAAUUUAAAUCUAGUUAAUAAUUCCUUCUAAAACAUAGUAUACAUAUAUAUAUAUAAUAUAAGAUUAUAUUGGGAAAAUGUAGGAGAAUCAUACAAAUUAAUUUACAUUGUCGAUAAAUUAUUAGGAACAUAUUCAAUAUUUAAUUAUGUAUUUUUUUUUUUUUUUAUUAUUAUUAUAUUGUGUGUAUUACCUAUAUAGUUUUGUUUAUUAUUAAGUGAAAAUCUUUGACUGCAAAAAAAUUAAUUUAAGUACUUUGCCAACUCUACAAAAAACAGUACUGAACACUAAUAUAAAAGUAACUAAUAAAUACAACUCAGCAUUGCCCCAUAUUAUGGUUGGAAAUGGAGAAAAUAUUGGAAAGAAAUAUGAUUAUAAGUAAGAAUAUUAUAGUUAUAUAAUAUUAUAUAACUACUUAUAAUAUAGUAAUUUUUUUGAUUUAUUUUAAUUUUAUUACAGGAUGAAUUUUCCUUUAAAUUGUUCUUUGGCUAUUAAUCAAGAUUUGGAUUGUCCUGCUAAUGUAGACCAUAGAGUUAAAAAUGUAAACAUUGUAAUAAGUAUUUAAUUUACUAUUGAUUUAAAAUUAAAUUUUUUUACUGUAUCAGUGAUUUUCUGAUAAUUUAGUGGAUUUAUAAUAUUUCAAAUUAUCGGAAAUUCCUGUAUGCUGUAUACAGGAUCAUCCAAAUUUUAUACAAAGUCAAAGUUUUCAUGAAAUAUUUUUUUUCCGUAACCUUCAUACCAACUAUUUGGGAUUGUCCACUGUCAUCUUCUUCUACUAGAUCCAACCAUACUUAAUCUUAUGUUUCACAUCCUUUUCAAAGCCACCAUUCUAUUGUACAAAAGAUUCUAGGUGCUUAAAACACUCAAUUUUGCCUUCUUUGUUACCGGUUAUUGUCAUUACUCGUCUUGUUUUGUCAGCUUUUUGCUCUCUCCCUCCACAUUUAUAUUUUAUGUACUAAAAAAAAAAAUGAGUGUAUAGUAGAAUUUCUUUUAUAAUAAAUAUAAUAUCAAAUCUUGACAAAAAUUGAAAAUGUUAUGGUUUUUCAAAAUAUGGUUAACCGAAUUCCGCUCAAAAUUGUUUUUCAUCAAUGAUCAAUCAUUUCGUACAAAAUAUAUACAUUGAAUUCCCCUUUAUAUCUUACCUUCCAAACUUAUUACCUACAACAGUGGCCCACUCAUUCUGUGAAAUAUAUUUGUCUUUUAAAACAAAUUAUGUAUUUAAUUGAUAAUUUGAUUCUAACAUGAAAUUUGAGAAACCCUAUUUAGAUUUUUUUGUUAGAAAAACAUUUUAAAUUGCUAUUUUUAACUGAAUACUUAUUAUGCUAUUUAGUUGCCAAUGGAUUUGAUGGAUGUUGAUAUAGAUGAUGGCAAAGACAUACUUCAGGAUAGUCUUGAUCCGGUUGUUUUUAGUCAGACUAUUCAUAAUACUAUGGAUGAAGUUUUUGCUGCCAAUGCAAUGGCACCAAUGUAAAAAAAAUUAAAACUAGAAAUUACAAAUAUAUUUUAUGAAAUGUGUAUUAUUUUGCAGGCCUGCCGAUAAUAUAAUGGAUGUUGACCAAAUUCCUGAAGUAAUACAUUUUGAUGAAGCAUGGAAUUGUGUAAAUGCAAAUAAUAACAUUUAUUCAGAUAAACCUUUUGUAAAAAAAAAAUGUAUAAAAAAAAAAGAAGUAUGUACUACUAAAUAAUGGCGAUAAAAUAACUAUUUAAAGAAAUAAUCCAUUUAACGUGUUAAAAUACUACUCAAAUCAUUGGAGAGAGAAUUUCAAAUUCAGAGGGGUAGCUAAUUGAGUACAAUUUUUUUAGUAUUAAAUUGUAGAUUAUAAUAUAUAGUACUCGCAAAACCCCAAGAAGAGGGGGAUUUACUAAUCCCUCUGAUAUCCAUCAUUGACUAAAAUGUAUAAUAAUUUUAAUUUGUUUGUAUUCAACUUUUAGAGAAAUAAUACAUUUUGGAUACCAAAAUAUACAUUUGAAGGAAUUGGAAUUAAAAAAUUAGAACUACAAUUAAGUAUUUCCGUUGAUUUGGGAUCUAAAACUGAUCCUGCAUUUAUUACUUAUAUUCGCAUUGCAAAGAAAACACAAAAGGCAAACAUCUUUAAAAUCAGAAUGCAGAGUAAUUUUUAACAAUAUUCAAUUAAUACUUUCAUAGACCAUGUUAAUUUUUCUGCUGAAAAUAUAAUUGAUAUAAAUACUCAUACAUUCACUAACUAACAUAGAAAAAUAUAAAUAGUGACAAUAUUUUUAAAACAUCAACAUCUUACAUAAGUUGGAGCCAUUUUAAUUUUUGGUUUCUUUAAAUAGUUGUAAUUUUUGUUAGACAAUAUUUUGGAGAAAACUUCGAAGAUGCAUUUGAAAAUAUUCUCUUUAAAUUUUGUUAUCUAAGUUUGAAGUCUAAUAUUGAUCUUAGACAUUACAAUUUCAAAUCCUAUGUAACAUAAUCAUUUUUAUAUGUUGUCUGUUAGACUAAGACAGUGAAUGUGGAUGAAAUGCCCUCUUAAUUUUAUUAUUUAAACUAUGUCAUUAAAUGUUUUUCACAAGACAAAUUAUAAUCCUUUUUUUUUUUUUUUUUUUUUUUUUUUUUUUAGAGAUGAAAACUGAUAAACAAACUAAUGAUGGUAUGUUAUUAUUUAUUUUAUAUUUAUAUUAUUAAAAUUUCAUUGACAGAUACAUUAACAAGCAUGGUUGACUCGAUAUGAGGGUUAUCUGAAGUAGGGGUAAGAGUUGACACUUCCAUUCAUUGAUUUUUUUUUUUUUUUUUAGGAUUUAUAUAAAUUCUUCAUUAAAAUUAUUAAAUAGUAAGAGAAUUAAAUUGGCAUAGGUAACACAUUUAAAAAUAGUAAUCUAAUGAUUACCUAUUUUAGCGCAUAUCUUAAGAUUUGUUUGAGCAUAACAAGAAUGUAGCAUAAUAUUAUCUUUGGGAGAUACCAGAAGAAAACAUUUUAUUUUUUGUAUAUUUUUAUUAGUAUUGUGUUCGAGCAUAACCGUGUGUGACAACUAUUUUGAAAUAUAUUUUGUAUAAAGUCCUGUGUUGUAAAAUGGAGUUUUAUACAAACUGUAUUUAAAGUUAAAAACCAUGACAAUUAAAAAUUGUACCUAUAUAUUAUGAGAUUCCAAUUUUCUACAAAUAUUUGUCAAUGGUUUUUCUUUUAGAUUUUCUGAUAGAAUUUGUGUUUUUUUACAUUCAAAUAAAUUAACAAUUAUAAUUUACCACUUUAAAAAGUCGAGGUUAGGAAAAUAAAAAAAAUGUACUUGUUUGUUUUAUUAUUGAGUAGAAGAACUGGAAGAGCUCAACACAUCUAAUAAUGAAAUAUAUGUAGACAAUGAUUAUGAUGAUUUACUUGGAAUUGGUGAUGCAGAACCUCAAUCUGAGAGACACUUCAGAGACAAUUACGAAACAUAUCGAAAGUUAGAAGAAGAUAUGAGACAACACGAACAAAAUCGUAUGGAAAUUGUAUGUAAAAUUAAUAUUACACUACUCUAAUAUAAAUAUCUUAAGUACCUUUUUUUUUUAGAUUAAUGAAGAACUGGCCAUGAGAAAACGAGUUGAUGCUUGGCAUGAUAAACUACGCCCGAUUUUAAAAGAAGAAGAAAAGAAAACUGAAUUUGAUGUACAUGCAUAUGGGACAGACAUUUUAAACUCCUUUAGCCAUGUAGGUGAAGAAAAAUUGUUUAAGGAUUUAGUUAAAGAUAAGAACUCGAGUGAUGUUUCUCGAUAUUUUCUAUCUGUUUUGAUGAUGGUAAGUCGUAGAUGAUUAAUUUAGUAUUUCUAAAUUUGUAUUUAAAAUUAACUUUAUUUUAGGCCAAUACAUAUAAUUUGAAGUUAUCAAAUUGUGAUAGCAAAUUCUGUUUAAAACUAUUAAAAAAAGAAAGACAUCAUGAAGAACUUCAAAUGAAUAUUGGUAAUCAAAUAGUUUCAAACCAAGACUGA